AGAUAAAACGUCGACAUAAAAAGCUCAUAUAUUUGUAAUUAUGGCGGUACGUGUACAAUUCGAGAAUAAUAAUGAAAUUGGCGUUUUUUCGAAAUUGACAAACUCUUAUUGCUUAGUAGCAAUCGGCGGCUCUGAAAACUUUUACAGUGUAUUCGAGGCAGAAUUGUCUGAGACAAUUCCAGUUAUUCACGCAUCAAUAGCAGGAUGUCGGAUUAUUGGUCGACUAUGUGUUGGGAACAGAAAUGGACUGCUAGUACCAAAUACUACAACAGAUAUAGAAUUGCAACACAUUCGAAAUUCCUUACCAGAUAGCGCGAAAGUUCAAAGGGUAGAGGAGAGACUCUCUGCCCUUGGCAAUGUUAUAGCAUGCAAUGAUUAUGUUGCUCUUGUUCACCCUGAUCUGGAUAGGGAAACUGAGGAGAUUUUAGCAGACACAUUGAAAGUGGAAGUAUUUAGACAAACGAUCGCGAGUAAUGUUCUCGUUGGAUCGUAUUCCGUUUUAUCAAAUCAAGGUGGUAUGGUGCAUCCAAAAACUUCUAUACAGGAUCAAGAUGAGUUAUCAUCCCUUUUACAAGUACCACUUGCGGCUGGUACUGUAAACAGAGGCAGUAAUGUAAUCGCUGCUGGUAUGGUUGUAAAUGAUUGGGUAUCUUUCUGUGGUAUGGAAACUACUUCGACGGAGCUUUCGGUUAUCGAGAAUGUUUUUAAACUUAACGAAGCUAAUCCAGCUGCUAUCACAUCAAGUAUGCGCGCGUCUCUUAUAGAAAGUAUGUCAUAAAAAAUACAAAGGCAUCCCUGAUGAACUGGAAAGUUUGUGCUGGGCUGUAGAUUGUAGACAUGUACAUAAAACCGAAUAUUUAUGGCAACAAACGAUUACACAAGGUUAUGUCAUACUUACGUAUGACAUAUUCAGCAAACAAAUACUUCUCCACAAUUCCGACACAGAAUACAACUUAUAAUGUAAUAAAAUAAUAAAAUUCACACAAAUAGGAUGACA
Odontomachus brunneus is the source of this 997-nucleotide messenger RNA. It is a transcript of the gene eIF6, whose product is annotated as eukaryotic translation initiation factor 6. The transcript is spliced from 6 exons. Gene Ontology annotation, molecular function: ribosomal large subunit binding. Gene Ontology annotation, biological process: cytosolic ribosome assembly; ribosomal subunit export from nucleus; maturation of 5.8S rRNA. The record is from RefSeq and is a predicted model, not a curated record. Bases 41 to 778 code for a protein of 245 amino acids. Gene Ontology annotation, cellular component: preribosome, large subunit precursor; cytosol; nucleolus. NCBI's taxonomy places the organism in Eukaryota, Metazoa, Arthropoda, Insecta, Hymenoptera, Formicidae.